AUUCAUUUCGACAUUUCUUCUCAGGUAUGCGCCUCCAGCCUUCCCCUUUUGGUCUUGCGAUUCGAACUUCACUAGUCUAGACGAGAAUGCUGUGUAACUGUCGCUCCGACCGAAGCAUGGUGCUUGGUCUAUUGUUAUAUGUUAAUUAAAAACACCUGAUCGUUUGAAAUCAUCCGAGAAUGGGAUUUCUGGUCUUCCUUAUUCCCAUAGCUAACCGGUCGCCAUGUUAGCCCACUUAGCCGUCUUCCUCGUCUUACUGUUCAGCAUGACGGUCCGGGCAGCGAAGUUCACCCCUGAGGUGAUGCUGAGCGCCCCUCGUCGAAGUUCAGGCGUGCCAAACUCGGACGGAUCGCGGAUUUUAUAUAGUGUGUCCACGUACAGCUUUGAGAAUCACGGGAAGAAGUCCGAGAUUCGCGUCCUUGAUGCCAAGAGUAACGAGUCGAAACUGGUGACCGAUGCUGCCGGCGCCAGCGAACCGCAAUGGCUGAACGAUGAAGAUGUUUUGCUCCUUCUUCCCGGCCAAACUAAUUCGACCGACAUUGCUGUCGGCAAGGCGGAUGCUUUCGAAGCCACGAAAGCGAUCGCUGGCAACUUUGAUGGCUCGGGAACGAGCAUCCGUGUUAAAAAGAUAUCAGAUGACAAAUGGACAUUUGCCAUCACCGGUCUUGCCAAACCAGAUGGUACUCCAUACAGUGCGGGGAAAGCUCCAAAGAAGCUCUCUUCUGGAAAACUCUACAAGCAAACGUUUGUCCGACACUGGGAUUCCUAUAUUGCCCCUGAGAGAAAUGCUAUCUUCGUUGGAACCAUCACGAAACCGUCUAGCAGCGCUGAGAGCGGAAAGCUGUCCUACGCUUUGUCACCACUUCGAAAUGUGCUCGCCGGAACCGGACUGGAGUCACCCGUGCCGACAUUCGGCGGGAUUGACCACUAUGAUAUCGGCGAAGACCACAUAAUAUUCGUCGCGAAGGAGCCCACCCUCAAGGCCGGCUUCAGCACGAAAGUCAACGUGUACGUGGCAAAUCUUUACGGAACGCUGGCCGCAUCCGAUUUGAUAUACCAAGUGUUGGUCCCAGGCUUCGGUGGAGCCACCACUUCGCCGGUCUUCUCCAAAGACGGGAAGAAAGCCGCGUUCCUAAUGAUGCAGGAAGACGGAUACGAAGCCGAUAAGAACCAGUUGUUUGUGAUCCCGGAUGUCCGAAGACCGAAUUGGCUUCUGCAUCUGCUCAACUCCACCAAUGGCAAAGGCAGUUGGCCCUUGAGUCCGGGCGGUGUGUCGUUUAGCAAUAACGGCGACGACCUCUAUCUCGUUGCGGAAGAUAGAGGCCGGACGAGCAUUUUCACCACCCCAGUCAACCAGCCCGCGGAGUCGUCCCCCCCCAAGAAGAUUUACAGUGACGGGAAUGUUUCAGACCUGCGGGUUCUCGCCGAUGGCAAUAUUUUCAUCAGCGGAACCAACAUUGUCGACAAUUCGUUCUAUUCCAUUCUGUUCCCAAACCUAGGCACGGCGAAGCUCAUCUCAUCCAAUACCGAGAAUGGCAAGCUUGUGUCUCUCUCACGGUCUCAGGUCGCAGACGUCUAUUUCAAAGGUGCCGAACGCGACGUCCAAGCCUUCCUUCUGAAGCCAUCCAACUUCGACAGCGACAAGAAAUACCCGCUUGCGUUCCUUGUACACGGUGGCCCACAAGGUGCAUGGGAAGACGCUUGGUCCUCCCGGUGGAAUAUGGCUGUCUUCGCCGAAGCUGGAUACGUUGUGUUCGCACCCAAUCCCACCGGCAGCACUGGGUUUGGCCAAGACUUCACUGAUGCGAUCCAGGGGCAGUGGGGCGGCUUACCUUACAAAGAUCUCGUGGCCGGCUAUCAAUGGAUCGAGGAGAACCUCGACUACGUCGACCUCGACAAGACCGUGGCACUGGGCGCAAGCUACGGCGGCUACAUGAUGAACUGGAUCCAAGGCCACGAGCUCGGCCGCAAGUUCAAGGCGAUCGUCUGCCACGACGGGGUGUUCAGCAUGGUGUCGCAGCUCGCUAGCGAGGAGCAGUGGUUCCCCACCCACGAUCUGGAAGGGUUCUAUUGGAACAACGAGGAGAAAUGGUUGCGCUGGGACCCGGCGCGGUUCACGGGGAACUGGAGCACACCGCAGCUGGUCAUCCAUUCCGAGCUAGAUUACCGGUUGACCAUCGCGGAAGGUCUGGCGGCGUUUAAUGUGCUGCAGGCGCGGGGAGUGGAGAGCCAGUUCUUGACGUUUCCGGAUGAGAAUCACUGGGUGCAAAAGGAAGAGAACAGUCUGAUGUGGCAUACGGCGGUGUUGAACUGGAUUAAUAAGUUCGUGGGAUAUCCGCCGUACAAAGCCGAGGAUGAGGCGCCAGGGACGGUAAUCAACCACUAGUAGGGAAUGCAACGGAGAAGUCAUGGGCUAUGAGAUAUAUGAUCAUCUGGUCAUUUUUAGCGCAGUUAUAGCGUCGAGUAACGGUCUUUCGUUCAUUCCUCGGAAAAUCGUUUUUGGGAUAACUCUCAUGGCUCCCUAGGUAUCUCUUCAUCAUCUUAAUCGAACGCCCCUCAG
Messenger RNA from Eremomyces bilateralis CBS 781.70, 2560 nucleotides. RefSeq lists its product as uncharacterized. Lineage: Eukaryota; Fungi; Ascomycota; Dothideomycetes; Eremomycetales; Eremomycetaceae. The transcript has 3 exons. Bases 224 to 2386 code for a protein of 720 amino acids. Gene Ontology annotation, molecular function: serine-type endopeptidase activity. The record is from RefSeq and is a predicted model, not a curated record. Gene Ontology annotation, biological process: proteolysis.